CAAGAAACUCUCAACUCAAGUAGCAUUCUUUAUUUCUUUAUCUCAAACUCUAAUCUUUUUAACAAUACCUUACAAAAAUCAAAUCAUUCAACCGCCAAAAUGACACUGAAAAAAAUUAUCUUCUCUGCCUCACUUUUACUACUUCUACUCACCUUGUUCUCCACCACAUCAGCUCAAAAACUAUUAUCCCCUGUUCAGCCUCCACUACAAUCUCCUCCAACCCCAACACAACCACCGCAAGCUCCACCACCGGCGGCAGCGCCUGGAAUGAGCACGGUUCCCCUGGUACCUGUCUCACCCGACGGUGCCCCCACACCCUCCAUCCCAAAACCCCCCACCAUUGACAUUCUCCAAAUCCUUAAAAAAGCCAAGAGAUUUUCCACUCUCAUGCGUUUGCUAAAGACAACCCAAUUGAUGAACCAACUCAAUUCACAACUUGCAACUUCAAACUCUGGAGGGUUAACUAUGUUUGCCCCUGAAGACAGUGCUUUCUCAAAGCUAAAAGCAGGGUUUCUAAACUCUCUCAAUGAUAGGCAAAAGGUGGAGCUUUUGCAGUUCCACACUCUCUCUUCAUUCAUCUCUGUCUCCAACUUCGACACCCUCACAAACCCGGUUCAAACCCAAGCCGGCGAUGACCCCAAAAGGCUUCAAUUGAACGUCACCACUUACGGUGGCACCCAAGUGAGCAUGACCACCGGUGCAGUUUACGCCACCGUGACGGGUACCGUGUACGCGGAUAACAAGCUUGCCAUUUAUCAGGUCGAUAAAGUGCUUCUUCCACUUGAUUUUGUGCUUCCUAAGGCUAAGGCCCCGUCACCGUCACCGGCGAAAGGAGUUUCACCAAAAUCCGAUAAAACGAAGUCGUCUGAAGAUGAAAGUAAAAAUGAUAAUGGUGAUGAUGGGGUAGUUCCUGUGGACGCUAAUUCUGCAGGUUCUAUGAUGGGUUUCAACAAGGUGGAGAUUGUAAUGUGGGUGCCUCUUUUGUGGGUUCUUGGAGCCACCAUAUGAAUAUGUUGUUCAGUUUGUGAUUGUUUUUUGUGCACAUUAAUUUCGGAGUUUGAAUUGUUUGUAGCAUAGGAUGUCGAUUGAGGACAAAAUUCUGCAAUUGCUUGUCUUUUUCAUUUCUUGUUUGUUGUGUCAAUUGAAAUGCAAUUUCUUGUGUCAAAUCAUUUAAAAAGAGAAAGUUACGAUAGUUU
Messenger RNA from Abrus precatorius (Indian licorice), 1196 nucleotides. RefSeq names its product fasciclin-like arabinogalactan protein 11. The coding region runs from base 100 to 1008 and encodes 302 amino acids. The record is from RefSeq and is a predicted model, not a curated record. The transcript has a single exon. Lineage: Eukaryota; Viridiplantae; Streptophyta; Magnoliopsida; Fabales; Fabaceae.